Cladophialophora immunda is the source of this 1139-nucleotide messenger RNA. RefSeq lists its product as uncharacterized. NCBI's taxonomy places the organism in Eukaryota, Fungi, Ascomycota, Eurotiomycetes, Chaetothyriales, Herpotrichiellaceae. The record is from RefSeq and is a predicted model, not a curated record. The transcript has a single exon. Bases 95 to 700 code for a protein of 201 amino acids.
GUCUCCAACGCGUCUUUCCUCAUAAAACCUCGUCUGCUCCCACAGCCAUCCCACCCUCUCCCAGCGAAUUUUGGACCGAGACCUUCCAGCAAGCAUGAGCGCCAAACGAAAAGCCUCCGUCUUUGAGGAGGACAUGUUCCACUUCCAACCAAACACCAUUCCUUCCACGCCCUCCGUGACAUCAUCCCCUCUGUCCUCAACCAGCAGCACGAUCUCGUCCAACUGCGACGCGCACCCUUAUGACUUCCUCAAGGUCAAGGCCGUCCCUUACCUGAACAGCCGCACGCGCAAGAGAUAUCGCGACGAUAGACCGAACGAGGAGACAAUUCACGAGAAUACCUUGAGGAAGCUGUACGAAGCCCAACGGCUGCAUCUCGACGAAGCAAUGCCGAUGUCGGACGUGAUAUCACUCGGUGAAGACGGCUUGCCGAUGGACGAAGCCGACGCCGAGAUGACCGACGAUGUUCCAGAGGCGGAGAUACCGCAGACCGCUCAAUCAAACCAGAGAACGAUAGACGCCUUUUUCGGUGGACGAGGAGGUUCACAGGCCAGGCCAGACACGGUCGACCUGCCGCCGAACCCUUUCGUCUCGAUGUCUGGUGCUUCCAACAGACAACGACAACAGAUUCAGAGGACCUGUUCGGACUACUGGGACAGUCUGAACAUGCGAUCCGUCCAUGACUCUGCCGCUGCCCGGUGAUCAACUCGAAGUUGUUUUGGCGACAAAGGCCACAUCACUUCGCAGCGUGAGCAGUACACCUGCAUGCUGUGGGACUAUGGUAUAUCAAGAUCUAUGAGCACAACGAGAAGGAGCUUCUGUGUGGAAUGUCGGCGAAAACAUGUACAUUGACGAGGACGAGGUUGCCGACGCCGCCACCCGGGGACUGCAAAAGAGCGAGUUGCUAGCCAGGUUGGAAGUACCAUUCAUACCAAUGUUCUGGCGACUCUGCCUGCAGAUUCCGAAGCAGGAGAUGUUGGUCCACCUGAGACCGACAGGUCGAGGUGUAAAAUGUCUGGAUCGCGCGGGUCCAUUUCAAGAGUCAAUGUACGAGUCUCCUGCGUAAUUGGACUUUAUAUCAGUAAACCGAUCACAGGGUGUGGGGCUGAAUCCAGCGUGUAUACUGCCCUGUAUUGCGGCG